Ornithodoros turicata is the source of this 915-nucleotide messenger RNA. RefSeq lists its product as uncharacterized. The record is from RefSeq and is a predicted model, not a curated record. NCBI's taxonomy places the organism in Eukaryota, Metazoa, Arthropoda, Arachnida, Ixodida, Argasidae. The transcript has a single exon. The coding region runs from base 1 to 915 and encodes 304 amino acids.
AUGUUGGCAACAGCGAACUUAACGCUUCACAAAAUAGUCCCCAACAGCGUAGCUGUGAUAGAAGCGUUCCCAUCGGAUGAGUACGCGCCGGACCUGAAGGACCUUGUCCUGGGAACUGACACUCCUCCGUUAACAGUUAACAGUUUGUACGACCCUCUGGGUUUCGCCGCUCCCGUCGCGAUACAUGGCCGGCUCUUACUGAGGGAACUGUCUUCCUUGACUGAGGACUGGGAUGCUGAGCUUCCACCAAGCAGUGAAUGGGAAAUUUGGAGGAAUUCUCUGCCAGCUCUCAAAGAAAUCCAAAUACCUCGCACGUACACCAGCAAUACUCUCAGCAAUGGGUGCCGCAAGGAGCUCUGCGUAUUUUCAGAUGCAUCGACUAAGGCUAUUGCAGCAGUGGCCUACCUAAAACUAACUCCAGUCAGGGCAGGAACCACAUCGGAUUCAUCAUUGGAAAGGCGAAACUCGCUCCGAAACGCGAGCAGACUAUCCCGAGACUGGAAUUAUGCGGGGCCGUUCUUGCCGUUGAACUGGCCGAUAUUGUUCUCAGCGAACUGGACGUUGACUUCCACGCCGCAAGCUGCGACACUGACAGCAAGGUCGUUCUCGGCUACAUAUACAAUGAGUUCAGGAGAUUCUACGUAUAUGUGGCCAACAGAGUCGAACGCAUCAGGAAGUCAACCUGAACAGUGGAACUACGUGUUUUCUGAACAGAACCCUGCCGACAUUGCCACCCGUAUGGUCCCAGCGGAUCGCCUAGCUAAGACGGCCUGGUUAACUGGUCCUGAAUUCCUAAGCAGGACUGACGUCGCAAGUGCAGAGAAGGAACAUCAAGGAUUCGCGCUGAUGAGCCCAGAAGCAGACGCGGAAAUCCGUCCUGUUGUGACUAGCCUUGCCACCAACGUGUCGACGUGA